UGAGCUGCUGCAUAAGGAAACUUCCAAUCAUUGCUUCUGCUGAGAAUGAGCUCCAUUUAAAGUCAAGUUUUGUUAAGACAUGUCCGGGCACGUUUAGGAAGUAAAUGGCGGAAGAGUUAACUUAUUCUUUUAUAACAUCAAAGAUUGAUAUAUCACGGAAUAAUUCAACCCUUAUCAGCGACCGAACAAAGGUUCAUAAGUUACACUAAUCUUUCCAAGCAAGAUGCCGCCACGCGUUGAUGACGUAAUGAAACUGUGUUGUGAACUGUCCACAAAUCAACAAGUAAAAACAACAGUGAAACAGUCUGGAAAAGGAGCAGUGACAGCUGGUGGUCUAGCUUUUGCAGGAGGUUUAUUAGGGGGUCCUCUGGGAAUUGCAGUGGGUGGGGCUGUUGGAGGACUGCUUGGAUGCUGGAUGACAAGCGGACAGUUUAAACCUCUCCCCCAGGUUAUCAUGGAACUGACACCAGACCAGCAGCACAGACUCUAUGAGGAUAUUGCAGCCAUCUUAGGCUCAAUAACAUGGACUGAUGUUGCACAGCUGAUUGCCCUUGUAAUGGGAAAUGCCACACUUCAGCAGCAGGUGACUGCUGCUCUUUUAAGCUAUAUACAUAAGGAGCUUCAAGCUGAAGUGCAUUAUGUAGACUGACACCCUUUUCAUAAAAACAAACAAAAAGCAUUUCAAACCUUAUCAUGUCAUACAGGUUGUUUGAUUAGAUCCUUGAGGAUUGUAGUUUAAAAUGGCAUAUAAAAAUGUUUUAACUUUAUAUGGUACAUUUGAAUCUGACAAGCACCAUGCAUAGGCUAUUCUUUGAAAUAAUUUCCUGGCAUAAUGUGCAGUUUAUUUUGUGAACAUGUGAAUGAAUGCCUUUUUAAAGUUAUUUAAUUAAUUUGCAUACCCAGUCAAAAGCCUUAACUGAUUGCUUUAAAAUUGAGUGCUGAAAAAAAUAUGUAUUUAUUAAUAUUUAGAUUUUGCCAGGCACAUUAAAAUCAUGUGUCAUAGGGAUUGUCUGACUGAAUGCUUGAGUACUGUAGUUGAAACUGGCAUAGCACUGUAUGUUCUUUGAAAUAGUUUACUGGCAUAAUGUGUGGUUUAUUUUCAUAACAAUUAGGAAGAUUAUGCAAUAUAGAACAUAUGGGAAUGAUAUUGUUAAAUUAAUGUCUUUUGAAGUUAAUUAAACAUUUUUUUUCUCAUAGAA
This is a messenger RNA of Ctenopharyngodon idella (grass carp), 1199 nucleotides long. RefSeq names its product protein C19orf12 homolog. Lineage: Eukaryota; Metazoa; Chordata; Actinopteri; Cypriniformes; Xenocyprididae. The coding region runs from base 224 to 649 and encodes 141 amino acids. The record is from RefSeq and is a predicted model, not a curated record. The transcript has 3 exons.